Molecule: messenger RNA, 1792 nt
Organism: Exaiptasia diaphana
Lineage: Eukaryota; Metazoa; Cnidaria; Anthozoa; Actiniaria; Aiptasiidae
Product: substance-K receptor-like
Exons: 2
Coding region: 201-1310 (369 amino acids)
Biological process (GO): G protein-coupled receptor signaling pathway
Cellular component (GO): membrane
Molecular function (GO): G protein-coupled receptor activity
Source: RefSeq, a predicted model, not a curated record
CCUGUAUAUGAGUAUAUACCAUAAUAAAGAUCACCAACAUCUAUGGCGCAGUUAAGUAUUCGUAAUAAGUGUUCUGGGUUGCGACUAUGUAACACAGUAAAUAGUGUUCCACGUAUUCACCUACUGGUCAUCUUCCACUGCCACGGAGAUUUUUCGUUUCUAAAGCUCAACACCUCGCAAGAUCGAGAUUCUUUGUAGAAAUGUCUAAAAUUAUACCUUUAUCUUAUUUUAUCUUAACUUUUCUUGCUUCAACAAUGACGUCCAAAGGUGAAUCCUCAAGCUCGCGCGUAAAUAAUCGUUCCACACGAUAUCAAGAGCAUGCUCAUUUUAUGAGAGCGCACGAAGUAGACAGCCUGACCAAAGUGGCGAUCCUUUGCCUUGCAUCGAUUUCAAUAUUGUCUUCUCUUGUCAGUAACAUCAUCAUCAUCCACAGUGUUCGAGUCAACCGACACAUGCACACAACAACYAACUACUUUAUAGUCAACAUGGCKUGUGCAGACAUCCUUCUUGUUCUGACUAAUGGACCGUUUACAAUAAAAUUCACMAUCAGUUGGUUCGCCUGGUUUCCUGGAUAUCUAGGACGGAUCACAUGCAUUGGGUAUUCGGUAUUGGCAUUGGGUAUUGGCAUUUGCUCAGCAUUUAGUCUUGUGGUGAUAUCGUUUGACAGAUUGAUGGCAGUGAGUCGUCCUCUCAAGUACAAAAGUCACCGUCCAUCGACCAAAUACAUUAUAAUGCUAACAUGGUUAGUCUCACUUGGCUUAGCAUCAACAUCGAUAGGUUCACCAGACUUGGUUACUCUUUCAAAUGAAACCAAAGCGUAUUGYCUCCCCACGAAUGUAUCAAUAAGUACAAGUGCUACAUUUCUAAGUCUUYUGGUUCCACUUGCUUUCGUAAUCAUACUCUGCUUUGCCAUUGGAUACAAAAUGUGGAAGAGAAAAGUYCCCGGAGAAGGUGGACAACAGGCCGCUUAUAGAACAUCUAAGAAAGUAACAUACAUGGUCAUAUCAGUUGUUUUGGCUUUYAUUAUAGCGUGGCUUCCAGCAAUUAUCAGUAGUGCUAUAUUCAAAGAAAACCACACAUUGUUUGUUUUUGGGAUUUUAUGGCCCAUUUCAUACUCAUUUAUCUACCUUAACGGCUCAUUUAACUUUGCUAUCUACUAUAUCUUUAGCGARAACUAUCGUAAUGCAUUCAGGGRGUUGUUUAGCAGUUUUUUGUCAUUUUGUCCUCGUCGAGCACCURCUGUCACCAUUGGUGAGACAGCGCCACCAGUGGUAGGGGAAGUGACUAUGGUUUCUUUAAGACCAAGAUAAUAUUGAUUACUUUUCAUAAUGAACAGGCAGGCAGGUAUAAAUGUUGUCAGGUAUUUCUAUUCAUUGUUCCGAGAUAAAGUACAUAAUGUUUCUAAGACUUUUGAUAUGCAUGUUAAGAAAAAAAACAACUAGAAUUUUGUAAUAUAUGUCUUAAUGUAGAAUUGUAUAGAGAUGUAUGGUAAAAUCUGGAAAUAAUACCUGGGCAUGCAUGAACAACUUAAUGGCACAAAACCUAAGAACUGUCAGGAGUGCAGUCUGAUGUAUUCAAAGUCGAAACAGUUGGUUAUCAGAAAUUAUUAUCUAUUAAGCAGAUGGCAUCAGGACCAAUCAAUUGUAAUUAACAUUUCAGAAAUUAAAAAAUUGUGUGCUGCUAUAUAAAGGAGUAUAUCUUGAUAAAAGAUUGAUGUGCCGUAAUUGAACGUAUUUGUAUAGGAAGGCCGAAGUGCCGAAACGUCCAAUAAACAGAGUUAUUAAAGCUUCAA